CCGUCAGGUUAUCUUCCCGUUGGUGUCGCAUUGAGGCAAGCCUUUAAAAUUUGUAUUUUAUUAUAAUUGUAUCAUCUUUUCUAACGAGGAACCGUAUGGGCUCUUAAAAAUUCAUUCUAAUCCAAACUGUAUUUUAACAGUGGGAGAUUGUUACUCAUUCUAAAAUGUGUUCUUGUAUGGAACAUCAGAUUUGGAAUAGGAUGUUUCUCAUCGUUCUAUUCCUGUCAGGUGCUGCGGCUCAUUCUCCUGGUCUCACUGCUGCGAUGCCAGGCAGCAUCACAGCCCUGUCAGGCUCCUGCGUGCUAAUCCCAUGUCUCUUUAAUGCCACUACCACAUCUCUACCAAACUUAACAUUGAACUCAAAAGGAGUUUGGAUUAUCAACGAUACACGUUUUGGGAAGUUUCCACAGAAUGUCAUCUACAAUAGCAGUAACCUGAACAACAGCUACUCAAUGAAGAUAGUCGGAAACCUCACAGAGAGAAACUGCACCUCAUUCCUCGACAAUAUAACGCAAAAUCAUGUAAACUCCUACUACUUCAGAUUAGAGGACCCAUCAUUCAGAGCAACAGCCGAUCAAAAUGCUUGUAAAAUAAAAGUUGACGAUGUGCCUCCCAGACCGACCAUCACCGACCCAGAGAGUCUGAAGGAGGGUGUCUCUGUCUCUGUCACCUGCUCUGCUGUGGCACCCUGCCCCACACUCCCCCCUGAGCUGAAAUGGACUGGUCCAAAGGGGACAGCUACAGUCAAAACACUGCAGGAGAAUUCAGACCGAACCAAGUCAGCCCAGCUCACGGUGAACUUCACUACCGCUGCCCAUCACCAUGGGACGAACAUCACCUGUAAAGCUCUCUAUCCAACUAACAGUCAGAAGACCAAGGCAUCAGAAGCAACUGUGACUCUCAAUGUUUCAUUUUCUCCCAAAAAUACCUCCGCUUCCAUCCACCCAACUGAUCUGGUGUCAGGUAGCAACGUGACUCUGACCUGCACCAGCAGCGCUAACCCUCCGGUCAGUAACUUCAGCUGGGUCAGGAUCAGUGGAAACACGUCAGUUGGUGUUGGAGACACCCUCACCAUCAAAGUGACCGAAGCUGAGAAGGGAAGCUAUAUCUGCGUGGCCAGAAACCACCUUGGCCAGCAGAGUUCACCUGAGGUUCAGCUGACGAUUAGAGGACAACCGACAAACAUCUUGUACUAUGCGAUCAUAGGAGGGUCUCCAGCGAUGCUCCUCCUCGUUCUCGUUCUGCUGGCUGUCUGGAGAAAAUCCAGCGGUUCUGUCGACAGGGGAGCAAAGAUGACAGCCAGCCCGUCAGAGCAGGUGAGCACGCUCUCUCUUAUACAGACCCUGCCUGUUGGGCGUGAAGAGACACACGCCACCAGGGUCCCUGUGGAAGCAGAGGAACCGCCCAGCCAGUCUGAGGAGAUCCAGUAUGGUGAAAUAGACUUCUCCAAACUGCAGCACAAAGCCGACAGGAAUUUGGAGAAGUGCUCAGAAGACACAGAGUACUCUGAGGUCAGGAAGGGCGGGGGGCAGCCACCCACCCCGGACCCUGAAGACCUCUACGCUCAAGUCAAGAAAUAAUCAUUUGCCAUGAAGUCCUCCUUGGGGAUGAGGUGUUUUUUGACUUGUUCUUUUGAGUUGAAUUGGUUUAUAGUUGGUCAGUGUCUGAAGUGCUCCUCGCAAUCUGAUUUUUUUAUUAAAAUAGUAUAAUUAUAGGAAACAAUAUCAAUGUCAGUCUUUUUGAGUUGAAUUGGUUUAUAGUUGGUCAGUGUCUGAAGUGCUCCUCGCAAUCUGAUUUUUUUAUUAAAAUAGUAUAAUUAUAGGAAACAAUAUCAAUGUCAGUCUCCUUUUACACUGGCAUGCUGGGUAUUUUAGUAGCUUGAAGCCUUUCUCAACAAACCUUCCUUUUGAUGUACCAGUGAUGCACUGAUAUCCAUCUAGUGGUCAACACUGAUUUUACAUUUAGCCUCCAGAAAAUAGUCAGCAAUAUUUGUUUAUAUAUUAUGUAUUGGGUUAUGUACUCUACAUAGCGAUGUUAAUAGUAGACACAGGAUGUUUUGUAGAACACUGGAGAUGAAUUUAAAGAUUUAUUCAUUGCACUCAAACACUUUCACAUUCAUUUUCAAAUCUCUUGCUUUUAUUGGUCAAAAAUGUGACAUGUGGUGUAAACAUUAAUGCUUUUUAAUUGGGAAUAAUAUAAAAGUGGCAACCUUGCAAAUCA
Messenger RNA from Osmerus eperlanus (European smelt), 2220 nucleotides. RefSeq names its product myelin-associated glycoprotein. The record is from RefSeq and is a predicted model, not a curated record. The transcript is spliced from 7 exons. The coding region runs from base 165 to 1580 and encodes 471 amino acids. NCBI's taxonomy places the organism in Eukaryota, Metazoa, Chordata, Actinopteri, Osmeriformes, Osmeridae.